CACUGUACGGUCUUUGGUGCCCUUAAAUAGAUCCAAAAUGAGCUACUUGGCGAAAAUUGACAAAUACCUGGAUUCCUUGAAAAUCGGUAAAAGUGCAAUAGUGGAUUCCUGGUUCAUGAUGUCUAGUCCGUUACCGAUUUUGGGCGUAGUCAUUUCUUAUCUUCUUUUCUUGAAGAUUGGACCUCGACUAAUGAAGAACCGAAGACCGUUUGAGAUUACGAAGCUAAUAAGCUACUAUAACGCAGCUCAAGUGGUGCUAGCUGUCACAAUAUGUUUGAAGGUGUUUAAACUGAAUCUUUUCAAGGAUGGGAUCAUUUAUGCAGGUUGCCGCUAUCCCUCGAACACCCAGAAUCCUUUGUUGCUGGAUUUGGGUUGGUGGUAUUUCUUCGCAAAAUUUACUGAGCUGCUUGAUUCUGUUUUUUUCGUAUUGAAAAAGAAGAAUAGCCAGCUAACGUUCCUCCAUGUAUACCAUCACGUUGUCAUGGCUCUCUACUCUUGGAGCUACUUAAAGUUUGCGGCGGGAGGUGAGGGAGCAGUUUUAGCACUGCUGAAUUCAGCAGUGCACGUUGUCAUGUACUCUUACUAUCUACUUUCGGGUCUGGGACCAAAGUAUCAGAAGUAUUUGUGGUGGAAGAAAUAUGUCACAAAGAUGCAACUGGGCCAGUUCAUUUUGAUGCUGUUGUAUUGCGCCUGUACUCACUAUUCUCCAAGAUGCCAAUAUGCACCUGGAUUCACAUAUUUUAUAUCGGCAAAUGUAGUCAUCUUUCUCUUUCUCUUCCUUAACUUCUAUUCUAAGAGUUACAGGAGAAAGAAUGGAACUAAAUGCCAGGAAUAUGAAACCACAUGUACAAAUAGCACCAACAAUAAUCAUACCAAUAAACUCAAUGGUACCAAGCAGAAAUGUGAGAAAUUUGAAAAUGGCUUCUGUACACCAAAUUGUUUGGUUGAUAAUGAUUUUGAUAACGUUGCUCAUGAAGUGACUAAAGCUUGUGGGGAUUACGUAAAAAAUGGAAAAGUUUAUCUAACAAGAAGAUCGGCAAAAGCAGCGUAUGGACCGGAUUUUAACUAUGAGAGUAUUAUUGCAAAGUAAUUUGCUGGGCCCAAUACUGAGGGACAAUGAGACUGAUGUAUGUGCUUUUUGUUACACGAUGAAUGAUAUUUUUUCGAUGAAGGGAAAGUUUUAUUGGUGAACUGAUUUAGGUUAGGUUUGACGAAUAUUUAAAUGAUAAUGGAUCGUUAUUUAAUGGAGUUCUAUCGGAACAUAGUGAAACAUAAUAUCAGCCAUAUAAUAAAUAAAAAAUUUGAAAUAAAAUGUAGGCAUAGAGAUGCUAAUUUAGUAGAUAUUAAGAAUCAUUUUAAAUAAAAUAUUAUAGUUAACUUAAUGGCAUUAUCAAACGUCAAUUUAGUAGUAAUUAAACUCAGGUUAUGGGAAAUCUAACGAGCAUUUAUUAGUGGCUAAUAAGAAAAUGUAGGUAAUGUAAUUAGGUGAAGGUACAAUUAAAUAUAAUUUAUCUUGUUAUCGAGGCGAGCCUUUUUGCAGUUAAAAAGAUAGUGUUGGCCUUUCUAGAAUUAGUUCUUACUAUCGCCACUAUUCUUUUUAAACAGUGUCUUGAGAGUGAAUGCAUAAUGGCUGCAAUGAAUCUGCAUUCUGUAAUCCUUCUGGAUGCUUCUAGCAGGAUUGCCUGACACUACUUAAAAAUGUAAUUGUUAAAAUUAAAUUGACAAGUGAAAAUCCUAAUAAGUUGGAUUCAUUGUUAUUAUGAAGUUUAAUUUUCAGUUUAAGAUUAUUAUGAUAUUAAAAACCCACAAGAUCGUUAGUAAUAAUAAUUGGCUACGUUUAACAAUGAAUUUAUAAGAUAUAUAAUAUUUAGGUAUAAUAAAUUUAUAAUGAUUCAAAUCUCGCUUAAAGCUGUUAUCAGUAACUGAUUAAUAUUAAAGCUUACCUAAUUCCGGCCAAUAAAACAAAUAUUUACAUUAUAAAAUAAGGACUUAAUGCUACAGUAUUUAAUAUUGUAUAAUACUAAUCAUACCUUAACCGAGAACAUACGUAAUAACAGAUUCCUUUAUUUCAUACAUUAGAAGUGUUUUUGUUUGAAUCACUGACCUCUACUGUGUACUACUGGACUUGCGGCUGUCAAAGUGCUUUUGUACCUGUUUGAAAUUCGCCAUUUUGGCGCUGUAGGCCAUGUAGCGAGAGUCUGCGAUUUUAAAACUAGUGGUGACAAACUCAGCAAACAUCGAUAGAUGGUGGGAAACAAUUUACAAAAAUAAAUAAAUAACACGGAAAACGAACGAAAUUAAUUCAUAAUGCAAAAAUACUUCAGACUAUUGUACGUUCUUUCGCAGCCAUUUGUAUUAUUCGUCAAAAUUAGUUGGACUCUCUCUCUCUCUGGACACUCGCGAGUGGCGCUUCAAAUAGGCACAAAAAUAAUUCUGUCAAACAUAUGGAACAACCUGUCCAGUGACAUUUAUACAGGUCAGUGGUCUGAGUUAUAUUAAGCUGUAUCUCAAGCCUGAAACAAUUCUUAGAUUUUCCAUUUAUUUUGAACUUGCUAUAUUACUCUGUAAUAAUUUUUUUUUUUCAAAUACUUCAACUUACUGUAUGUAUGUUAAUGUUAUAUACGUGCUUUGACAAUUUUUUACCUCGCUAUUGUCUAAGUUUUAGUAAUUUGCACGUUACGCUUUACUUAAUCUUCCAUUAUAUUGAAAUUUAAUCCUGUUUCUAUUACUACGGUUGCUAGUAUAAAUCUUUUGAGAAAUAAAAUAAAAUUUCCUAUUCUUACUUAAUUAAACUAUAUAUAAAUUUGUCCACGAUGAUUAAAGCCUUCCUCCGGUUUUCUUAUAUACUAAGAUAAUAUUUUAAUCUAUAAGAUAGCUUAUCAAUAAGUAUUUUAUAAUGUUACAAAUAAUAGGCCACGACAUUAAUCUGUCGUUUUAGAUAUUUACUGCAUGAUUUCUACACUGUAAGCUUCACAUAUUAAUAAGUGUGUGUAUGAACGUACAGCAAAUCUGUCAAUUUUUCGAAACAAAAUUUAAGCUUAAAAAUGUAGUAAUUUUCUGGAUCCCAAUGUAAAUGGUUUUUUUGUAUGUAGACCAAUUCGCUUCCAAUUUCAUAAUUUGUUUUCUAUUACGUUAUGCUUCAGACAUUAUCUUCAAUACAAUUAGUACUUUCAACUUUCAAAUUAUGAUUUCACACACAUUUCCUUGUUAAAUUGAUUUUCUCACUGACCCUAGUCAAUACUUUAAAUAAAAAAACAUUGCGUGCGUACAAAGUACACAUGUCAGAAGUGAAACCUGCAUGGUGCAUGAACCUCUUAACUGCAUAUGAAUUCCUGGUACGUGUUGCUAGGAUGACACAUGAUUUCAACCGCUAUGAAAGACAUUCCUACGACCACUAAUAUAUAUAUAUAUAUGUAAUAAUAUGUUCUCCUGGUGUCUAUGUAGUAAAACGUCGUGCGCUUGGAGUCAGAAUAUAUUAAGGUAUACUCGCGCCAUACCUAAGACAAUCACUUCUUUAACUAUGAUCGCCUGGUACCAAAACAUUGUAUUAUGCUUCCUAUCUCAUUAUCUCCCAUGUUAAAUAUUAUGAAUUGAUGUGACUGCUCUUUUUACUGUCGCUUUUUGUUUCAUCGACUUUCAAAUAACAACGACGAAAAAGACGUUUUCACUUCAAUAGUAUGCAUAUUCCUGUCUCAUUCUUUGCCGGCUUCAUCCUACACAUUUUUGUAUUUGUGUCUCUUACCUGUCGUUUUUUCCGUUGCAUCCGGUUUGAAAUCACAACGAUUCUAAAGAAGUUUCACUUCAAAAAUUAGAGACAAUAAUCAUUCUAAUCCGAAAUAACAUUGCAAGAUGUAUUGUAAGAAUAGGGAUCUACAAAACAGAUAAGGGAAAUUUCUUACAACAAACAGUUUUGUAUUUAAUCAUUCAAUAUUAUUGAAUUCGCUCUAUAGCGGUAAUAAACGAAAUAUCAUUCUACAAUGAUAUUUUUUAUGUCCAGACACUUAACCUUACAAGCAAUCAAUAAAAUGGUUAUUUACGUCGGGCCAGUAAGAAAGAAUUGGGUUCAUAGGUGCGUGGUCAAUUGAAAUAAGCAGUUUGAAUUUGUUUUGUAUAACAAAAAAAUAUUACCAUUUUUGAACUAUAAACUUCUUCAGCGGCGUUAAGCAAUAUUCUUGGGGUGGGUAUAAAAUGUUACUCGCGUCAGGACACGUGACCUGGUGAAAUUCGUAAUACGGUCGUUGAAAUUAUGGAUGAAAUUUUUCUUAGAGGUAAACUUUUUGAUGUAAAAUCAUUGUAAUAAUUCUGUAGUGUUUAAUUUUUGAUGUAUUUAAUGAAUAUUGUUUAUAACCACAUAAAUGUUAGUACUUUUGUAUUGAUAAAUAAUGUAGUUCAUGCGAUAUUAUUCCCUAGCCAUUCCAAAAUAUUCAAAAAUGUAUAAAGUUAAUGUUCAAGUUUUCACUUCUGCCGGCACUCCCGGAGUGCAGCGUAUUUUUUUAACAUACAAUUCUACAGCGACGCUUAAAAUUAUAUAUUGGUAUAUUGCAGGCUUAGAAUAUUUACAUUGUAAGUCACGGCAACGAUUUUUUAACUGAUUGUAAGUUUUCCUUCUAGAUAAUAUCAAAUUAUCUACUGAGAAUAGUAUUAGCAUUAAAAUUUGUAAGAUUGGCUUAGCUGUUAGGUUUUAUACAGAAAUGCAUACGUGGCCGUUUGCUUCAUAAUAUAGGUGCCACUUCUAAAGUCUUAUGCUAUUCCAGUCUGCAAAUAUAACCAGUUCAUCACCAUAUAUGUAUAAGGUCACUUAGAGAUUUCGUUUCUUCACUGUUAGACGUCUCAUGUUAAUUAUUUGAAUAUAGCCUAGCGAAACUCUAUAAAAAAAGCGAUUCACGCGAUUAUAUGAAACGUGCAGUGAUUGAUAGAUUGACAGAUGACGGCUAUAAUCUUGUAAAAAACGGAGAUAGCCGAAAUCCACUACGUUUCAAGUAACUGUUGGCUUUCAAACUCGCCAUACUGUAAUUACUACUAUUUCAAACUUAUGUCAGAUGACUGCACGUUUCAAACUAAACUAAACUUACAUUUAUUUAGGCAGUCUCGUUUCUUAUUUCGUAGUAUUUACAUCCUCUUUGGAAUAUACCUAGUAUAUCAUUGUUACACUAAUGUCAAUUUCAGGUUUUGCUUCAGUACGCUACACCUUCAGCUUACGUAAUUAUAAUAUGUUUAAAUAUGAUAGCGAUACAAACAUUAUUAAUGGUAAAUUUUUAAUGCCAGUGAGAUCAGACGCUUUAUAAAGAUAAUAAUAUGAAUCGCACAAUUAAAAUUAUUUUUAUAACUGUAAUUAAAUAUAAGACAGUGUUAUUAAUUGGUAUAGAUUGAUAAUUGCGUAAAAUAAAAAUAAAAAUUAA
Leptidea sinapis is the source of this 5399-nucleotide messenger RNA. Its product is annotated as elongation of very long chain fatty acids protein 7-like. Gene Ontology annotation, cellular component: endoplasmic reticulum membrane. The transcript has 7 exons. Gene Ontology annotation, biological process: fatty acid elongation, monounsaturated fatty acid; very long-chain fatty acid biosynthetic process; sphingolipid biosynthetic process. Bases 38 to 1090 code for a protein of 350 amino acids. The record is from RefSeq and is a predicted model, not a curated record. NCBI's taxonomy places the organism in Eukaryota, Metazoa, Arthropoda, Insecta, Lepidoptera, Pieridae. Gene Ontology annotation, molecular function: fatty acid elongase activity.